CUCGCCUCCCCCAGCAGCCAAUCCAAUCCGCGCACACCCUCUCCCGUCCCGCCUCGCCCUGAUCCGAUCCCCAAAUCUCUCGCCGGCCGUCGACCUCGCCCCUUCUCCCCGGCCCCGAGUCGCAGCUCCGGCGAGGCCGACGCAUUAGCGGCAGGGCGUGACAGCGCCCUCUCGCCGGCCCCCUCCCCGCCCGCCGUCGUCCCCGGUCGCCGGAACCCGACAAGUUGGAUAUCUAAGGCGGCACCGCAGCGUUGCGGCGCCCACCGCGCGGACACCAUGUCUGCGGCGCCAGCCGCGUACCCCGCCAGCCUCCGCGCCGUCGCGUCCGGCAACUCCUCGGCCUCCUUCUUCCCCUGCUCGCACCGCCUCAAGCUCUCGUCCUCGCAUCGUUUUAGUAGUAGUAGUAUUGGCAAUACUAGUAGUAAUUGUCUCUGACGUUUGCCUCCCCCUCGUCGCCCACGACCUUCGGUUCGAUCUGCUUCCCCUGCUCGUCCUGAGGAUUGUCUGGUUGUGAGGGCUCGGUGCUUUGUCUCUGCCUCUUGUGUUCGCGCGAGUUUGGUCUUGUCUGUGUCUGUCUUACAUCGGCAGGUCCGAUCCAGAGCGAUUUCGUCCGUUGGAGGUGGUGAUUUCUCUCUCUCCGGGAAGAAAGGAAGCUCUUUUCUCAACUUCGGAUUUAGUUUGUGGAUGGGCGGACCUUUGGUAGACUGCAGUGCCGAAGGUGUGAGCAGCGGCUCAUGUCUCAGCCGCAGCAUCUGCGAGAAAGCAGGUUUUGAGCACAGCUCUUGUGCUCUCCCUGAAGAUGAUAAGUUUGAAGCUGGAAUAGCAUCUGCGAAAAAUGAUUCCGUUGUCAAGGAAAUCAGUUUGGCUCUUGCUGAGGUGAUGCGUGUCUAUGAUGACAAUGAUGAUGAAGAGACAGAUCUGAGUGAAGACUCCGACGAAAAUGGGGAUUCACUUUCUGUAGAAUCAGAUUCGGCUGAUGAUUUGGUUGAUAUUGACACUGAACUGGUCACAUCGCCAGCCUUCACUGCUGGGAAUGCAUCUGAAUCAUCAACUGUGAAAUCAGAGAAUGGAAAUUCUUCAAUCAAUGGGACUCAACUGUUGGUUUCUGCAAUGAAAGGAAGCCGUGCAAAGCGGGGAAUUGUCACAAAGUUGAGUGUUUCAUGGGCCCCCGACGUAUAUGAUCCUCCUGUUACUUCUGACUCACACACAGUGAAGCCGCACCAGAGAAGUUCAAGGAAGAGCCACUACAAAUACAAGCCCCCAAAGGGCAGCAGCAGCCGCACUAGCAGUGGCAGCAAAAAAGAUAAGAAGCAUUCUCACCACAGCAGCAGCAGCAGCAAAAGAGAUAAGAAACCUUCCCACCGCAGUAGCAAUGGUGGCAGCAGCAGAACUGAUGCUAGUGAUCCUCAACAUCGGAAGGCAUAUGGCAUCAUCACUAGCAGCAGAACCGACACUAGUGUUCCUGAAUAUCAUAAGUUAUCGCCGUGGCAGCCACCGGCUAGCGCAGCAGUGGAAGAAGCCAUGCCCCCCGUACCUGUACUGAAGGCCAUGGAACCGAUAAAACGUAGUGCCAGCUACUGCAAGGAGCCGCCAUUAAGCUUGAAGGCCAUGGAACCGAUCAAACGCAGCUCCAGCUGCUGCAAGGAGCCGCCGAUAAGCAUGCUAUCACGCCAAUUUGUGGCUGCCAAGUACAAAGGGAUGUUCUCUUUCUUGAGUCAGAACCAACUUGCUUCUUGAGCAAUAUUGCGGAGGCCUCCCACGCUAUUCACAUGCGUGCUUCCGGUUAUUAUCAGCAAAGCUUCAUGUUGGACGGUGUUUUGAUCUGUGGACUUUUGGUUGGACAUCAGUGGACAUGGUUUUGAAAAUUCUUUGGUUGACGUAUGCACGAUCUUGAGAUUGUCAAGUAUCUUUGCUCAUUAUUCUACAAAAGACGACACUGUCUUUGCUCAUUUAUCUGUGUAAUAAGCAUCUUAUGUGUGUUACAGUAUCCGUUUAAUAAGCAUGUUAUGUGUGCA
This is a messenger RNA of Hordeum vulgare subsp. vulgare (domesticated barley), 2015 nucleotides long. RefSeq lists its product as uncharacterized. The transcript is spliced from 3 exons. The record is from RefSeq and is a predicted model, not a curated record. The coding region runs from base 685 to 1737 and encodes 350 amino acids. Lineage: Eukaryota; Viridiplantae; Streptophyta; Magnoliopsida; Poales; Poaceae.